This is a messenger RNA of Helianthus annuus (common sunflower), 1072 nucleotides long. RefSeq names its product 20 kDa chaperonin, chloroplastic. Gene Ontology annotation, cellular component: mitochondrial matrix; chloroplast. Gene Ontology annotation, biological process: positive regulation of superoxide dismutase activity. Gene Ontology annotation, molecular function: ATP binding; transition metal ion binding; protein-folding chaperone binding. NCBI's taxonomy places the organism in Eukaryota, Viridiplantae, Streptophyta, Magnoliopsida, Asterales, Asteraceae. The record is from RefSeq and is a predicted model, not a curated record. The transcript is spliced from 6 exons. Bases 176 to 931 code for a protein of 251 amino acids.
AGAUCGUUUGAAGUAGUCCCUAAACAUAGAAACAAAACAAGUUAGAAGACAAGCUUCUAGAAACAUCUCGUGUAUAACAAUAAAACCCCCUAAUCCUGUCUAGGGUUUUGUUAUCCUUUCCGUUUUCACUCUUCAGUCACAGCACCACAUCAUCUCUUCACUCAAGCUUUAAGAAAUGGCAGCCGCUCAAUUGACAUCGACAUGUUUUCUUCCGUCAUUUGAUGGUUUGAGGUCUUCAACAUCCAAAGCUUCAUCUGUUGUGGUGUCUAUGCCUUUUAGAAGUUUGACACUUAGGUCGACCCGUGGGUUAGUGGUCAAAGCUGCAACCACUGUUGCUCCAAAGUACACUUCGUUGAAACCAUUGGGUGAUAGAGUUCUUGUAAAAAUCAAGGCUGCAGAGGAGAAAACUGUAGGUGGCAUACUACUGCCAUCAACGGCACAAACGAAACCUCAAGGUGGUGAGGUUGUUGCUGUUGGCGAAGGUAGGACGAUUGGAGACAAGAAGGUGGACAUUGGUUUGCAGACUGGUACCCCAGUUGUAUAUUCCAAGUAUGCAGGGACCGAGGUUGAGUUUAACGGCUUAAGCCACCUUAUACUGAAGGAGGAUGACAUUGUUGGUAUCCUUGAAACCGAAGAUGUUAAGGAUUUAAAGCCUCUUAAUGAUAGAGUUCUUAUCAAGGUUGAGGAAGCCGAGGAAACAACUGCUGGUGGAUUAUUGCUUACACAAGCAACCAAGGAGAAACCCUCGUUUGGCACGGUGAUUGCAGUUGGGCCGGGCCUUUUGAAUGAAGAAGGAAACAGAACAGGAGUGCCAUUGUCUCCAGGAAACACUGUUCUUUACUCAAAAUACGCAGGGAACGAUUUCAAAGGAGCCGAUGGUUCAGACUACAUUGCUCUUCGUGCUUCCGAUGUCAUGGCUAUUCUUUCUUAGUUGGUAGUCUGAUGAUUAAUUUUUAUGCUUGUUUUGGUAAAAGGAUAACAUAGCAUUGCAGUGUUGUACUCGCGUCUUCAAAGACCGACAUUUUUUCUAUAAAAGGUUCUGGAUUAUGCUACCUUUAUCAUUUUUGCUUCA